UCAAAGAAGGGAGAGAAACUUUUGUGAGACGACGAACCAAAAGCAUUGGAAACGGAAGAGAAGAAGAAGGCUGCUCCUUUGGUCCUCUCUGUUUCUUCUCUACCCGUCGAUUCAGAUCUCUCUCUCUCUCUCUGCCUAUAGCGUAAUCGAAUCAAUCCUCGAAAUUUUAGUGGUGAAGUCGGAAAUUCGAGUUUUUGUAGGUCGAUACGACGACACCUGUUGGAUUGGAUCGGGGGUGAUUCCGAUAUGGUUCGAUCGGGUAGUUUUCACGUCGAUUCGUCUUCGGCGAGUCAUCGACGGACACCGUCUAGGACGGUGACGUUGGGUCAUAUUCAGCCUCAGGCUCCGAGUUAUCGUACCGUUUAUUGUAAUGAUCGGGAGUCUAAUCAACCCGUCCGGUUCAAGGGUAAUUCGAUUUCUACAACAAAGUACAAUGUUUUCACUUUUCUGCCAAAGGGUCUGUUUGAACAGUUUAGGCGCAUAGCAAACAUAUACUUUCUUGGAAUUUCGUGUCUAUCAAUGACACCAAUAAGCCCUGUGAGUCCAAUAACAAAUGUAGCUCCACUGUCAAUGGUGCUUCUUGUUUCUCUAAUUAAAGAGGCUUUCGAAGACUGGAAAAGGUUUCAAAAUGAUAUGUCCAUAAAUAAUAGCACAGUGGAGAUCUUACAAGAUCAACAGUGGAUAUCUAUUCCUUGGAGAAAGUUACAAGUUGGAGAUAUUGUCAAGAUAAAAAAGGAUGGAUUUUUCCCAGCAGAUAUUCUUUUCCUAUCCAGCACUAAUGCUGAUGGUAUCUGCUACGUUGAGACUGCAAACCUAGAUGGAGAAACAAAUUUAAAAAUAAGAAAGGCCCUUGAAAGGACAUGGGAUUACUUAGUACCGGAGAAAGCUUAUGAGUUUAAAGGUGAAAUUCAGUGUGAGCAACCAAACAAUUCUCUGUACACUUUCACUGGGAACCUUGUAGCCCAAAAGCAAACGUUACCUCUCUCUCCGGACCAGCUUUUAUUGCGUGGAUGCAGUCUUAGGAACACAGAAUACAUAGUUGGAGCUGUAGUUUUUACUGGUCAUGAGACAAAGGUGAUGAUGAAUGCCAUGAAUGCUCCUUCCAAACGAAGUACAUUGGAAAAGAAGCUUGACAAACUCAUUAUCACAAUCUUUUGUGUCCUUGUCACAAUGUGUCUGAUUGGAGCUAUAGGCUGUUCAAUUGUGACGGAUCGUGAGGACAAAUACUUGGGUCUUCAUAAGUCAGAUUGGGAAUACCGUAAUGGACUCAUGAUAGGGUUUUUCACCUUUUUCACGCUAGUCACUCUGUUCUCAUCAAUUAUACCAAUCUCCCUUUAUGUUUCUAUUGAGAUGAUCAAGUUUAUCCAGUCGACCCAGUUUAUCAACCGAGAUCUUAAUAUGUAUCAUGCUGAAACAAAUACCCCCGCCUCGGCCAGGACUUCCAAUUUGAACGAGGAGCUUGGACAGGUGGAGUACAUAUUUUCUGAUAAAACCGGAACGCUGACGAGAAAUUUGAUGGAGUUCUUCAAAUGUUCAAUUGGAGGUAUAAGUUAUGGAUGUGGUGUCACUGAAAUAGAAAGAGGAAUCGCUCAGCGUCAUGGCUUAAAAGUUCAAGAGGAACAAAGGUCGACUGGUGCAAUAAGAGAAAAAGGAUUUAAUUUUGAUGAUCCAAGGCUUAUGCGGGGAGCUUGGAGAAACGAACCUAAUCCUGAUCUUUGCAAGGAACUUUUUAGAUGCCUGGCUAUCUGUCACACUGUGCUUCCUGAAGGUGAUGAGUCCCCUGAGAAGAUUGUUUAUCAAGCUGCAUCUCCAGAUGAAGCUGCCUUAGUUACUGCUGCCAAGAAUUUUGGAUUCUUCUUUUAUAGGCGUACUCCAACUAUGGUGCAUGUUCGUGAGUCUCAUGUGGAGAAGAUGGGAAAGAUUCAAGAUGUGGCCUAUGAGAUCCUUAAUGUUCUCGAGUUCAACAGUACUAGGAAGCGCCAGUCUGUUGUAUGUCGUUUCCCAGAUGGAAGGCUUGUACUCUACUGUAAGGGCGCUGAUAAUGUAAUAUUUGAGAGAUUGGGUAAUGGUACGGACGAUAUUAGGAAAGUAACAAGAGAACAUUUGGAACAAUUUGGGUCUUCUGGAUUGCGUACCCUUUGCCUAGCCUAUAAAGACUUAAACCCUGAAACCUAUGAUAGUUGGAAUGAAAAGUUUAUCCAGGCCAAAUCUGCAUUACGAGACCGUGAGAAGAAGUUAGAUGAGGUGGCAGAACUUAUUGAGAAGGAUCUUACCCUCAUCGGAUCAACUGCAAUAGAAGACAAACUUCAGGAAGGGGUGCCUACCUGCAUAGAAACCUUAUCAAGAGCUGGAAUUAAGAUCUGGGUGUUAACAGGAGACAAAAUGGAAACGGCUAUUAAUAUUGCAUAUGCAUGCAACUUGAUCAACAAUGAAAUGAAACAAUUUGUCAUUAGUUCUGAAACGGAUGCAAUUAGGGAAGCUGAAGAAAGGGGUGAUCAAGUUGAGAUUGCUCGUGUUAUCAAAGAAGAAGUAAAGAAGGAGCUGAAAAAGAGUCUUGAAGAAGCUCAACACUCUCUGAAUACCGUAGCUGGACCAAAAUUGUCUCUCGUUAUUGAUGGAAAGUGUUUAAUGUAUGCAUUAGACCCAAGUUUACGCGUGAUGCUGCUCAGCUUGAGCUUGAACUGUACUUCAGUUGUAUGCUGUCGUGUUUCUCCGUUACAGAAAGCACAGGUCACAAGCUUGGUGAGGAAAGGGGCGCAAAAGAUUACACUUAGUAUUGGUGAUGGGGCCAAUGAUGUUAGCAUGAUUCAAGCCGCUCAUGUUGGUAUAGGAAUAAGUGGGAUGGAGGGAAUGCAAGCUGUGAUGGCUAGUGAUUUUGCCAUUGCUCAGUUUAGAUUUCUUACAGAUUUGCUUCUUGUCCAUGGACGGUGGUCAUAUCUUCGAAUCUGCAAGGUUGUCAUGUAUUUUUUCUACAAGAAUCUUACCUUCACUUUGACUCAGUUUUGGUUCACAUUUCGAACUGGAUUUUCUGGGCAAAGGUUCUAUGAUGAUUGGUUCCAGUCAUUGUUUAAUGUUGUAUUUACAGCUCUUCCUGUCAUUGUCCUUGGGCUGUUUGAGAAGGAUGUGAGUGCAUCCCUUUCGAAAAGAUAUCCAGAACUGAGAGCCAGUAUGAGGUCACGGCCUAAGGUACCGAAGAAGUAG
Camelina sativa (false flax) is the source of this 3201-nucleotide messenger RNA. The record is from RefSeq and is a predicted model, not a curated record. NCBI's taxonomy places the organism in Eukaryota, Viridiplantae, Streptophyta, Magnoliopsida, Brassicales, Brassicaceae.